Molecule: messenger RNA, 1894 nt
Organism: Dendrobium catenatum
Lineage: Eukaryota; Viridiplantae; Streptophyta; Magnoliopsida; Asparagales; Orchidaceae
Product: probable histone acetyltransferase type B catalytic subunit
Exons: 10
Coding region: 127-1521 (464 amino acids)
Biological process (GO): subtelomeric heterochromatin formation
Cellular component (GO): nucleus
Molecular function (GO): histone H4 acetyltransferase activity
Source: RefSeq, a predicted model, not a curated record
GCCCAAAUCUCCCGCCUCUCUGUUGGGCCAUUAAGUUAAUUCAGAAACCCUAGAAAUCAUAUUAGCGGAUAGCUGAGAUCUUCGAGGUCGGUUUUACACGUUUGAAGCUGAUUCUUGGCCAGGGUAAUGGCGCUCAAGCAGAAGUCUGGUGAAACUGCGAGGGAAGCAAAGAAGAGGCGGCUGGUCGGCUUUGCGAAGACUGAUGAAGGUGUGGAGGCAAAUAAGUGCAUUAAGAUAUUCCUUGUGAGCAGUAAAGAUGAAGUAGGUGCAAAAGAUGGCUUUUGUAUCGACCCAAUGGACCUUAAUCAGUUUUUUGGUGAAGAUGGCAAGAUAUAUGGCUACAAAGACUUAAUGAUUAACAUAUGGUUGAGCUCUGUAUCUUUUUAUGCAUAUGCUGAUAUUUCAUAUGCAAGCGCAGUUGAUGGAGGCAAGGGGAUUACGGAUUUAAAGCUGGCUCUUCAGGAUAUAUUCGGUGAAGCAUUACUUGAGAAAAUUGAUUUCCUUCAAACAUUUUCCACAGAGAGUCAUUGUGUUAGAAGUAUUAUUUCAGCUGGAACUGUUUUGCGGUCUUAUUCUAUCAAUGAAGAUGCUGAGUCAUCUGAUAAUCUUUCAGACGGUUCAUUUAUUGAGCACCAGGUUGUUCGAAUGGAACUAUGCAGCUUACCUGUUGGAUUAUUGUAUAGCCGUCUCGUACCUCUUACUUUUCUUCUUAUUGAUGGCAGCAGUCCAAUUGAUGUGACAGAUUCAAAAUGGGAUAUCUAUUUUGCCGUGAAGAAAAUACAGAGCCAAACAGGGGAUUAUGAUCUAAGAUUGCUUGGUUUUGCAACUGUCUAUCGAUUCUAUCAUCACCCUGAAAGCACUCGCCUUCGACUAAGCCAGAUACUGGUAUUACCUCCUUACCAGGGGGAAGGGCAUGGCCGGCGCCUUCUUGAGGCGGUUAAUUCAGUUGCAAUAGCUGAGAAUGUGUAUGACUUGACUGUGGAAGAACCUUCGGAAUAUCUCCAGUACCUGCGGUCCUGCUUUGACACCCUUCGCCUGCUUGAUUUUGAACCGAUAAAACCAGCCAUUAACUCUGUUGCGUCAUUACUUAGGACUUGCUCUGUAUCCAAGAAGUCCUGCAAGUCACUGGCACGCCCUCCAACUCAUGCUAUUGACACUGUACGCCAAAAAUUAAAGAUCAACAAGAUUCAGUUCCUUAGGUGUUGGGAUAUCCUCAUAUAUCUCAACCUUAAUUCCAAGGACCGCAAGAUCAUGGAGAACUUCAAAGCAAGUAUCUCCACUCGUUUACAGAGUGAUGUAUUUGAUAAAGACACCAAGUCCAAAGGAAAGCUUUUGAUUGAAGUGCCAAAUGAUUAUGAUCAUGAUAUGACCUUUGUUGUAUAUUGUUCACAAAAUGGAGAAGAAUCAGACUGCUUAAAUGGAGCUCAAGCUGAUCUGGAGCAGCAGUUGAACAAGUUGGUUGAUAAGCAAUUAGAGGACAUCGUUGAGAUUGCAGAGAAGGUUUCUUCUCUAAGGAGUUAGUGAGAUGGACUGUUUAGUUAGCGCCUGUAAUGAUGUUGUGGCCUUCCUUCUCCACAGUAGUUUGUAAGCUGAAGCAGCGACGUGUUCAUAGUGAAAACUUGGCAGGUAAUUGAAAAUGUGCUAUAUUUGCUUACAUAACACAGGAACUGUAAGAUGAUCAGGUUAGACGAAGAGGUAAUGAAUUUUUGCCCUUUGCGGUUUCAUAAUCACCGGUAAUUCGAUAUCAUGUCCGAAGCGUUCAACUGGGACAAUCAUUUUCUCUGCGAGGUGAUGGAAAAAAAAUGGUUUGAGUUAUUGUUUCUUCUUUAAUUAUUUGUAGUGAUUUUUGUACUUUAGUUGCACUCUAUUGAUAUAUCUAUUUGUUUUAUGUAUU